GUACAUCAUCAAAUAGCGCCGAAGCGGAACCACGGCACGCGGCAGCUAUGGCGCUGUUCCACAUAGCGCGGUACGCCGGCUCGGAGGCUGCGGGGCCGGGAGAUACGGAGGCAGAGGCGGGUAGCCGGGCUCGAGUGCUGCUCGAGCGGUUGCAGAACAGAGCCCGUGAGCGACAGCAGCGGGAGCCGGAGCUCGAGUCAGGUUCGGCAGCUGCGGCCGGCAGGCGGCGACGGCGGCCCCGACGGCGGCGUAGGGUGAGCGGCUCGGUGACUCAGAACCCGGAGGCUCCUAGGGCGAAGCGGCAGAAAGCAGACGAGGACGUGGAGGAAGGAACUGGUGAGGAGGUUCCGGAGGAGCUCAGUGCCCGCGCAGAGAACCCAGGUGCGAGCCCUCAGGAGGAUGUUCAGAGACCCUCGGCUCCAGGCCGGGUGCUGGGGGACUUUGCAAGAAGGAAGACACCGAAAGUCCAGCCGUUCCUGCCAGCAUGGUUGGCUAAGCCAAGCUGUGUCAAGAAGAGUGUCACUGAGGACCUUACUCCUAUUGAGGACAUCCCUGAGGUUCACCCUGACUUGCAGAAGCAAUUGAGAGCUAAUGGCAUCUCUUCCUACUUUCCAGUCCAAGCAGCUGUGAUUCCUGCCCUCCUUGAGAGUGCUGACAACGGGUUUCUGAUAGGCAGAGGUGGCUACCAACCUAGUGACCUCUGCAUUUCUGCCCCAACAGGCAGUGGGAAAACACUGGCCUUUGUCAUCCCUGUGGUACAAGCCCUGUUGCAUCGAGUGGUGUGCCACAUCCGUGCACUGGUCGUGCUUCCCACUAAGGAGCUGGCCCAACAGGUGAGCAAAGUAUUCAACAUCUACACGGACACCACACCUCUGCGGGUUGCCUUGGUGACUGGACAGAAGUCACUGGCCAAGGAGCAGGAGAGCCUUGUCCAGAAGACAGCAGAUGGUUUCCGUUGCCUGGCUGACAUUGUGGUGGCCACACCUGGCCGCUUGGUGGACCACAUUGACCAAACUCCAGGAUUUAGCCUGCAGCAGCUCCGCUUCCUGAUCAUUGAUGAGGCUGACCGGAUGAUAGACAGCAUGCACCAGUCCUGGCUGCCACGAGUGGUGGCAGCAGCCUUCUAUAGUGAGGGCCCCACAGGUUCCUGUGCCUUGCUCCAGAGGACACAGCCCCAGGCUGUGACUGCUGCCAGCACCUGCGUUCCCCAGAUGCCUCUACAGAAGCUGCUGUUCUCAGCCACACUGACCCAGAACCCCGAGAAGCUGCAGCGUCUCGGCCUCUACCAGCCAAGGCUUUUCUCCACAAGGCUGGGACACCAAAGCCCUAAAGACACAGUUGAGAGGGAUGAAAACUUGGGAAAGUACGCCUUCCCUGUGGGGCUCACGCAUCACUAUGUGCCAUGUAGACUCGGCUUGAAGCCACUCAUUGUCUUCCACCUGGUCCUUGGGAUGAACUUCUCUAGGGCUCUUUGCUUCACCAACUCCCGAGAGAAUUCCCACAGGCUCUUCCUAUUAGCACAAGCUUUUGGGGGUAUGAGUGUGGCUGAAUUCUCCUCCCGCUAUGGGCCUGGCCAAAGGAAGAAAAUCUUGAAGCAAUUUGAACAGGGAAAGAUCCAGCUCCUUAUCAGCACAGAUGCUACUGCUCGAGGCAUUGAUGUACAGGGUGUGGAGCUGGUGAUCAACUAUGAUGCGCCACAGUACCUGAGGACCUAUGUGCACAGGGUCGGGAGAACAGCCCGAGCCGGGAAAACAGGACAGGCCUUCACACUUCUCUUGAAAGUGCAGGAAAGGAAGUUCCUUCAGAUGGUGUCAGAAGCUGGGGUGCCUGAGCUGACACACCAUGAGAUCCCCAGGAAGCUCCUGCAGCCACUGGUUGCUCGUUAUGAGACAGCCUUGUCUCAGCUGGAGAAAACUGUCAAGGAGGAACAAAAGCUGAAGGCAGCCUAGAUGGGAACAGGGCCCUGCUGAACAUCCUGCUGAAAUGAAUGUUUCGUGUGAACAGAAGAUAAGUUCCUUGGGGUUCCAGUGGAAACAACUCUUCUCCCCAGCACGAUGGGCAUCUGGUUGUCUUGAGUCAGGCAGCCUAGAUGGUGGCCUAGUCCUAAAAAGAAAUGGCUCUUGGGUUGGACUGCUGGUGUUAUGUUGGUCUUUGGAAGUAAGCCCAGAUGAAGCUAAAGAAUGCCUUCAGGAGUGUGACCAGAAACUAUGGUGACUACAAAUUAAAGUGCUUAUACUUUAGCAUCUCGUGUCUACAGAGAAGCUAUGGUGACCCUAUACCAGGCAAGUCAUUAGAGUGCAUUAGGUUGGCAGCAGCCUUGAAUAUACUUCCUCUUAUAAUUAGCCACAACCCAUUUAAGUUCUUAAACGAUGGGAGAGUCCUUCUCUGAAUAUAGUCAAGGAGAUUUAGCACUUACCUGUGCUUUUAAGAAAGCCUGUUUUUAAAAUGUCUGUGUAUCAAAAAAGGUAGACAUGUUCAUUUUGUUGUUUUUUGAUUGUUUUUUGGAUUUGGUUUUUUCGAGACAGGGUUUCUCUGUAUAGCCCAGGCUGUCUUGGAACUCACUCUGUAGACUAGGCUGGCCUCGAACUCAGAAAUCCGCCUGCCUCUACCUCCCAGAGUGCUGGGAUUACAGGUGUGUGCCACCACUGCCCGGCUUUUUUGUUUGUUUAGACAGUUGCUUCCUCCUAUAUGACUUGUGCCACUAAUGCACCUGUGGGCAUAUCUUGUCAGGCUAGUCAUUAUUGCAGCUCACGGGAUUCACAGCUAGUAAAGGUUUUCUCUCCAGCUAGCCAGAAGGGAUGAAGCAGUCAGAUUGAGUGCCAUCCUGUUUGCUGUCUGUGUUUGAUGAUAUAAGUAUGUGGUAUGUUGUUCGACAAUAAGGUCUUACUGUUAAGUUCUGUUCUGGAGGGUAGCCAGAGCACUGGUAACAGUAUGCACGUUUGGGAGUUUAUGGCCAACAGUUCAAAUAGGUAACCCAUUCCUGGGGUUAUUUGCUAGCAUGUGUUACCUUGUUGGGAUAUUAUGCCCCCAACACCCCAAUAUAGGAUAACUCCAUUUAAACUUGUAUGUAUGUGUAUAUAUUAGAACAUACUUACAGAAGGUUUUUCAAAAGGCCUUUAGGCACACAAGAGGGCAUUGGAUCCCAUUACAGAUGGUCGUGAGCCACCACGUGGCUGCUGGGAAUUGAACUCAGGAACUCUGGAAGAACAGUCAGUGCUCUUAACUGCCAACCUGUAUCUCCAGCCCCAGUUGCAUCUAAUUACUUGAAAAAUGUUUUAGAUUUCAAACAACUGAAAAUUCCAUGGUGUAAAUGUAGCACGUUUUCGUCCUUUCAUCGGUUGAUGGGCUUCAAGGUGUUUGAAGUCUCAAAGUAGUUUCCCAUUUCCCUGUGGCUCAGGGUGGUCAACAUAAAGUUUCUCAGACAUUCCAUUAAAAAAAUACUUAUGGAUG
This is a messenger RNA of Apodemus sylvaticus (European woodmouse), 3450 nucleotides long. It is a transcript of the gene Ddx51, whose product is annotated as DEAD-box helicase 51. Lineage: Eukaryota; Metazoa; Chordata; Mammalia; Rodentia; Muridae. The record is from RefSeq and is a predicted model, not a curated record. Gene Ontology annotation, cellular component: nucleus. The transcript is spliced from 15 exons. Gene Ontology annotation, molecular function: ATP binding; nucleic acid binding. The coding region runs from base 48 to 1949 and encodes 633 amino acids.